UCGCCUGAGGAGUUGUACUGGGUUUGCUGUCUUCCUCGAUCAUAGCACUAUGCUAAGAGCCUUAUAUAUUUCUGACAAAGUCGACUUUGUAUUUUGCAGGAUGCUACAUCUGCUGACAUAAGGAAAGCCUAUCGGAAAAUGUCUUUGAUCUUACACCCGGACAAAAACAAAGAUGAAAAUGCAGAAAUUCAAUUUAGACAAUUAGUGGCUAUCUAUGAAGUUUUGAAAGAUGAAGAGAAAAGACAGAGGCCUGCAAAUGGAAAAGAACGAUGGGAAGAAAACACGUCCCACCGAAGUCUUUCUGUUCAGAAUUGGACAGCCUUUCAAACAUGGCUAUCAUCCCAAUGUCCUGAAUUUGUGCAAUUUUUUGGGUACUAUGGGAAAAAAUAUCUAAAGUCAGUUUAGGAAGACCUUAUUGAAAUUUCUCCUCAUUCCUGAAAUGCAAGCAAAUCCCAUAGUAAUUCAUGAGUUUUGCUAGUUCCAGGUAUUCUUAUUAUAGCAUGAAUUGUCUUCUGUCAGAAGCUUGUUCAGCUCCGUUUUUGAGUGUCUGUCAGGAUCCCAUACUUAGCAUAUGUUGAUGUAAUCUGUCACUGGGCUGAUGGCACUCAAAAGAAAUGCUUCUUGUCAUUUGUUUGAAUUCAUGGUGGCUCAGUGAUUAGCACUGCUGCCUCACAGCACCAACGACCUGAAUUCGAUUCCACCCUCAGGUGACUGUCUGUGUGGAGUUUGCACAUUCUUCCCCCGUCUGUGUGGGUUUCCUCUGGGUGCUCCAAUUUUCUCCCACAGUCCAAAGAUGUGCAGGCUAGGUGUAUUAGCCAUGUGAAAUGUGAGGUUACAGGGACUGGGUGGGGGGGCGGUCUGGUUGGGAUGCUCUUCAGAAGGUUGGUAUGGACUCGAUGGGUGGAAUGGCCAGCUUUCACACUGUCGGGAUUCUAUCAUUUAAUCACAAUAUAUUUUAUGCUAUGCUUGUUACUCUUGCGAUCCUUAUCUAGCCCAUCACUAUCGUAUUGUGAACAGUGAUGGCUAGCAUUCAUAUUGAAUUUAUAGUAUGGAAGAAAAAUCUGAAGUUUGUUUCGCAAAUGUUUAGUUUUUCUGUUGUGAAUUAACUUGAUAUCUGAAAGUAAGAUAGACUUUGAAGAACUAUCACAAAAGUAUUUAAAGUCAUUUCAAUAAAUCCUUUUCCA
Messenger RNA from Rhincodon typus (whale shark), 1184 nucleotides. Its product is annotated as dnaJ homolog subfamily C member 1-like. Bases 139 to 405 code for a protein of 88 amino acids. NCBI's taxonomy places the organism in Eukaryota, Metazoa, Chordata, Chondrichthyes, Orectolobiformes, Rhincodontidae. Gene Ontology annotation, cellular component: endomembrane system. The record is from RefSeq and is a predicted model, not a curated record. The transcript is spliced from 3 exons.